AUGCUUCGUUUUAUUCAACCAUUCGUACUUGCGCGUUUCAUUCGUUGUCUAAUACCUUGCUCGAAAAUAUCAUUACCAGAAGUGAUAUGUUGGGCUGCACUCAACAGUGCUUUUCCUUGGUUAAUGUUCACAAUUCGACAUAUGGGUUUGAUACGUGGUUUUCUUGCCGGACUCGAUGGACAUAAUCUUUGGCUCGGCACAUUAGAAACUAUUGUUGUAUUGGCUAUUCUUUGGACACAUGUUGGUUUCACCAUUCUAUUGGCUAUGAUAUACACACUGCUGGUUAUUUCCAUUCAAAUUCUCUGUGGUAAAAUUAUGCAAAUUAUUUGGACACAACGUGUUCGACAAACAGAUUUGCGUAUCAAAUUAAUGAAUGAAAUCGUUAAAUCAAUUCAUCUCGUUAAAAUGUACGUUUGGGAAAGGCCAUUUCAAUUAAAAGUCGAACGCGUACGACGAAAAGAAACUUUCUAUGUUAUUUUAAAAUCAGUGGUGAAUAGUGUGAAAAUAGUCAAUGGUUAUUCAUUUUCAUUGAUAUUCUUUCUCAUCAUUUUUGGUCUUCUCUGGUAUCGACGUGCACCAUUCAAUACAGACUUUUUUACUAUUGCUUUUGUGCUUAUCUUCUAUCUUCGACAUACUUAUUUGCAUGGUUUUGCUAAUUCUUGUGUGAAUCUGGCCCAAUAUUGGGUAGCCGUACAACGUAUUCAGGCAUUUUUAACUGCUGACGAAUACAAUCAACCGAAAAUGAUCAUCAUGCAAAAUGAAUUUAAUAAUCAAAAUAUAUUGACUAUUGACAUUCAAAAUUUGUCGUCGAGUUGGGAGAGUUCAUUGUUACUGACUUUACUUGGCGAAAUGAAAAUGACUAGUGGUACCAUAAAAUUAAACAGAAAUGCUCGUUUCGGUUAUGUGCCUCAAGAAUCAUGGAUAUUUUCUGGUUCGAUUAAAGAAAAUAUUCUUUUCGGAAUGGAAUUCAAUGAGGAAAAAUUCAAUGAAUCUAUUUAUGCUGCCAGUCUCGACACGGAUUUGGCGAAUUUUCAAUAUGGUGACUCGACCUUAGUUGGAGACAAUGGCAUCAUUUUAUCUGGUGGACAAAAGGCACGUUUAUCAUUGGCUCGAGCACUCUAUCGAGAUGAAGAUAUUUAUCUACUCGAUGAUCCCCUUUCAGCUGUCGAUGUGCAAGGCACUCAAGUAGCAAGUGGAACUUAUGCACAUUUAUAUGAGACAUGUCCUGAAUUCAAACAAUGGACACAGACAAAUACGAACAUUUCGCGGUUGGAUUCAUCUUCUACAUCAGAACCAACUAGUCCGUUGUAUACAUCAGCCGUACCCGACUUUGUCACACAAUUAUCAUUAUUGAUGGGACCACCUAGUAAUAACGAAGCGGAAAAAUUGCUGACACAAACUGUUGAAAAAUCCGUGCAAAAGCAAUCAGAAGAGUCCAAGCGUACUGGUGCAGUUAGUAGUAGUGUCUAUCUUCGAUACAUUCAAGCCAGUCUUUGUGGAACCUUUGGCAUCAUUAUCAUAUUUCUAUUAUUCAUAACAACUAGUGCGCUUACUUUGUUUGUUAAUUGGUGGCUAGGUCGAUGGUCAAAUGCUGAAAGAAUUCGUUAUGCAUCAAAAUCAACGAAUGACAGUUGCGCUCUUGAAGAUCAAUCAUCGAUUCGGAAUAUGACAAUUAAUGAAUGGCACAGCAAACGAGACAAUUAUUUCUAUGUCCUUCUCGGUCGUAUUAUAAACCGUUUUUCAAAAGAUAUCUCGUCAAUUGAUGAAAGACUGUCUGAAGCGACAUAUAAUUUUACUGAGGCAUUUUCCAAUAUUGCUUCAACAAUUUCGUUUAUCGCAUUCAUUCAACCAUUGUCAUUAAUAUCAUUAAUAUUUGUUGGUACCAUACUAGAACGGAUACGUCGGACUUUUAGUCCAGCAAUACGUGACAUAAAACGGCUUGAAAGUCUCGGUCGAUCACCAAUCUAUUCUCAUAUUUCCUCAACGAUUCAAGGUGUACCAUUGGUUCGUUCCUAUGGAGCACAAACAAUGUGUACUCGAGAUUUUUCUUAUUAUCUUGAUGAGCACAGCCGUGCUUACAAUUUAAUGCUUAUAAUGAAUCGAUGGCUAGCAAUGAGAAUCGAAUCUGUUGUAGCAGCCUUUAUCGGUCUUCUUACGUUUUCGAUGUUAUUUGUUCAUCGAAAAUCGUCAACGUUUGCUCAAUCGAUUGUUUUACCACCACAAUGGCCAAUUGGUUCCAUUCUUUUCGACAAUAUGUCGUUUCGUUAUUCACCAGAUUCAUCAUGGGUACUUAGCAAUAUUAGUAUUUCCAUUCAACCUGGCGAAAAAAUCGGUAUCGUUGGUCGAACUGGUGCCGGUAAGAGUUCAAUCAUUCAAUCAUUAUUUCGUAUGGCUGAACUUGAUGGUCAAAUAUUGAUCGAUGGGGCGGAUAUAAAACAGAUUUCGUUGUAUGAACUUCGUCGACAUAUUUCAAUAAUUCCUCAAGAUCCUGUUCUCUUCAACGAUACUCUUCGAAUUAAUCUCGAUCCAUUCGGUGAAUAUUCCGAUAUUGAAAUAUGGAGUGCACUCAAUGAGAUUCAAUUUAAAUUCGAUUUGAUCGAAGGUCUUCAACACCAAGUAACGGAAGGUGGAUUGAAUUUUAGUGUGGGUCAACGACAAUUGAUCUGUCUGGCUCGAGCACUGCUUCGAAAAAAUCGAAUACUUCUUAUUGAUGAAGCUACAGCCAAUGUUGAUCAUAAGACAGAUGAAAUCAUUCAAUUAGCCAUUCGACGUAAAUUUGUUCAUUGUACCGUAUUAACAAUAGCUCAUCGAUUACGAACUAUUAUUGAUAGCAAUAAAAUCCUAGUGUUAUCAUAUGGACGUGCUGUCGAGUUUGCCAGUGCUCAUGAGUUAUUAAUUGACGAUCAAUCCUAUUUUUCUCAACUUGUCUCGCAAACUGGUCAACGUGAAGCCAAAUAUUUGAGACAUCAAGCCAAAAAAGCAGCCAAGUCGCGAAAGUGA
Messenger RNA from Rotaria sp. Silwood1, 3000 nucleotides. Lineage: Eukaryota; Metazoa; Rotifera; Eurotatoria; Philodinida; Philodinidae. The record is from the annotation of a GenBank genome assembly.